GUGUUGUUCCCGUGAUCAGUAAGAGAUAAGAGAUUGGAGUGGAGGGCACGCCAAUGAGAAGGACGACACAAACCUCAGUCACUGUCUACACCUGCCCGCGACAACACGCUCACCGGCCGCCCUCACCAGCACCAGCAUCCACCUAAGAAACUCCAGCAAAAUGUGUGACGACGAGGUUGCCGCCCUGGUUGUGGACAAUGGCUCCGGCAUGUGCAAGGCAGGUUUCGCCGGCGACGACGCCCCCCGCGCCGUCUUCCCCUCCAUCGUCGGUCGUCCCCGCCAUCACGGCGUGAUGGUGGGCAUGGGCCAGAAGGACUCCUACGUGGGUGACGAGGCGCAGAGCAAGCGAGGUAUCCUCACCCUCAAAUACCCCAUCGAGCACGGUAUUGUCACCAACUGGGACGACAUGGAGAAGAUCUGGCACCACACUUUCUACAAUGAGCUCCGUGUGGCCCCAGAGGAGCACCCAGUCCUGCUGACGGAGGCUCCCCUCAACCCCAAGGCCAACCGCGAAAAGAUGACCCAGAUCAUGUUCGAAACCUUCAACACACCUGCCAUGUAUGUUUCCAUCCAGGCCGUGCUGUCCCUGUACGCCUCCGGUCGUACCACCGGUAUUGUGCUGGACUCCGGUGACGGCGUUUCACACACUGUCCCCAUCUACGAGGGAUAUGCCCUUCCUCACGCUAUCCUGCGUCUGGACUUGGCUGGCCGUGACCUCACCGACCACCUGAUGACGAUUCUGACAGAGCGCGGUCAUACCUUCACGACCACCGCUGAGCGAGAAAUCGUUCGUGACAUCAAGGAGAAGCUGUGCUACGUCGCCCUCGACUUCGAAGAGGAAAUGGCCACCUCAGUACAGUCCUCCUCCCUGGAAAAGUCUUACGAGCUUCCUGAUGGCCAGGUCAUCACCAUCGGCAACGAGAGGUUCCGCUGCCCCGAGGCUCUCUUCCAGCCUUCCUUCCUUGGCCUGGAAAACGUCGGCAUCCACGAAACCGUGUACAACUCCAUCAUGAAGUGCGACGUGGACAUCCGUAAGGACCUGUACGCCAACACUGUGCUGUCUGGAGGCACCACCAUGUACCCCGGCAUUGCUGACAGGAUGCAGAAGGAAAUCACCUCCCUGGCGCCCUCCACCAUGAAGAUCAAGAUCAUUGCUCCCCCUGAGCGCAAGUACUCCGUCUGGAUCGGCGGCUCCAUCCUGGCCUCCCUCUCCACCUUCCAGCAGCUCUGGAUCAGCAAGCAGGAGUACGACGAGUCUGGCCCCUCCAUUGUCCACAGGAAGUGCUUCUAACCGCACUGGGAUGAACUCAUUACACUGCCGGUAUCCGUGUACACGCAGACAAAGCACAUGAAUGGAGAUAGUAGUGCUGAAGAAUUUCACUGUCCUAUCCCUUAGUCCCAGCCAUGACGAGCGUAUGGAAGUGCGUACCACAUAACAUGCCUUGUAAUUCUGUAUGAAUGAUGUAGCAAAUGUAUAAACGUACCUUAGCUGUAGCUGGCGUUGUGGCGGGGCAGCUGUGCAGGGCGGCUAAGAGCAAAUUGUUCGUGAUUCUCAAACUAUGACUCACCUCUUCGAGUUUUAUGAAUUGUUAAUCUUUCGGAGGAAGUUUCAACAUGCAUUGUUCUCUUCAUUUUUCAUUUCCUUCCAGAUGAACAAACUAGACGUAAAAGGUAUAUGAUUUACCAAGAUGCCGUAUGUUUCUCUUUCGCAUUUCCAAAAGAAGCUUUAAAUGACACGUGUAUAAAAUUAUCUUCAUGACACCAAAGAGAUGUAAAUUUACGAAUAAACUAAAUUACAUA
This is a messenger RNA of Scylla paramamosain (green mud crab), 1800 nucleotides long. Its product is annotated as actin-3-like. The record is from RefSeq and is a predicted model, not a curated record. The transcript is spliced from 3 exons. NCBI's taxonomy places the organism in Eukaryota, Metazoa, Arthropoda, Malacostraca, Decapoda, Portunidae. The coding region runs from base 161 to 1291 and encodes 376 amino acids.